CUAGAUUUGAAUCUGAUUUAAUAAUACGUGCAAGGCUCACUUACAAAUCUACUCAUGUUGUUACCUAUUUAGAGCGGAACCAAAGAAAAAAAAAGAAAAUAAAACGAGGAAACAUUAUUCUUACAUCGUAUUGUCGCGCAUGUUCUUCGAUUGGGAGGUACCCCAUAACCAAGUUAAAGAGAAUAAGGACCGCAGCCUAGUACAUACUUUUCAGUAUCUUCUCGCUAUUUUCCGUCACUCUAACCUGGUGAACGAAGGAAGACUAACGAUUUCCGAAAAAUGUGGGCUGAUACAGUGCUAAUUGUAUUUAUCAGCGUGUGCACUGCACUCCUCGGAGAAGGUCUCACCUGGCUGAUGGUCUACAGGACAGAAAAAUACCAGAAACUGAAGGCAGAAGUAGAAAAACAGAGCAAAAAACUCGAGAAGAGGAAAGAGGCGCAUGGAGACUCGCUAGAUAAACAGCAAAAGAAAAAGAUUGAACGUGAAGAAGAGAGACUGAAGAACAACAAUCGCGAUUUGUCUCUAGUUAAAAUGAAGUCUAUGUUUGCGAUUGGGUUUGCUUUCACCGCACUUUUGAGCAUGUUCAACAGUAUCUUCGACGGUAGAGUUGUUGCAAGGCUCCCUUUCACGCCCAUCAGUUGGAUACAAGGGCUGUCGCACAGAAAUCUACCAGGCGAUGACUACAUGGAAUGCUCUUUCAUAUUCUUGUACAUUUUGUGUACCAUGAGCAUAAGACAGAACAUACAAAAACUUCUCGGCUUCGCCCCGUCAAGGACAGCAAGCAAGCAGAGCGGUAGCAUCUUUGGUCCACCGCCACAGCAAUUCAAAUGAUCCAGCUCGGAGCUGGCAAGAGAGAUGUGUAAAUGAAAUAAAUUGUAUGAAA
This is a messenger RNA of Diprion similis, 883 nucleotides long. Its product is annotated as calcium load-activated calcium channel. NCBI's taxonomy places the organism in Eukaryota, Metazoa, Arthropoda, Insecta, Hymenoptera, Diprionidae. Gene Ontology annotation, cellular component: endoplasmic reticulum; cytoplasm; endoplasmic reticulum membrane. Gene Ontology annotation, biological process: endoplasmic reticulum calcium ion homeostasis. Gene Ontology annotation, molecular function: calcium channel activity. Bases 280 to 831 code for a protein of 183 amino acids. The transcript is spliced from 4 exons. The record is from RefSeq and is a predicted model, not a curated record.